ACACUGGCGGCCCAAUAUAAAAAAGCCCAUUCAGAUCUACAGGCUCAUAAGCCCUAAUACAUCAUCCACCUCGCUGCCUCACACCGCCGUAGACGAAGAUCGCCGCCGCCGCCGAUUGCCGCUGCCUCUUCUCCUCCAGUGUGAUUAUUCUAAUCAGGUGAUUGGUUGUUAUGGAGAGCUCUGAUGACGAAAAAGAUGGUGUCUUUGAGAAUUAUAUACCCAAAGAUCUGAGUCAAACUUUAGCAUCUAAUGGUGCAAAGUUUGUGGAUGUAGUUCUCAAUGGUGACAAUGAACAUUGUUUGGAGAAUUUUCGUAUGGAUAAGCAUGCAUUCUACAGGUUAUGUGACAUCUUACAAGCAAAAGGUCUAUUACGUCACACAAAUCGAAUCAAGAUUGAGGAGCAAUUAGCAAUAUUCAUGUUUGUAAUUGGCCAUAAUCUACGAACUCGAGCAGUUCAAGAGCUAUUCAGAUACUCAGGGGAAACCAUCAGUCGCCAUUUCAACAAUGUUCUUAAUGCAAUUGUGGCUAUCUCAUUAGAUUUCUUUCAUGAUCCAGGUUCUGACAUUCCACCAGAAAUCCGAGAAGAUCCUAGAUUUUAUCCUUACUUUAAGGAUUGUGUGGGAGCAGUUGAUGGCAUACACAUCCCAGUGAUGGUGGGUGUGGAUGAGCAAGGACCUUUCCGUAACAAAAAUGGUUUUCUUUCACAAAUUGUUCUGGCAGCUUGCUCAUUCGAUUUGAAGUUCCAUUACGUUCUAGCUGGGUGGGAAGGCUCAGCAGCCGAUUUACGAGUUCUAAAUUCAGCUCUUACAAGGAAUAAGAAACUUCACGUCCCUGAAGGUAAAUACUACCUGGCGGAUACCAAGUAUGCAAAUAUCCCAGGCUUCAUUGCUCCAUAUCAUAGCACUCCCUAUGGCAUAAUCGAAUUUGGUGGUGGUGUGCAUCCUCAAGAUGCGAAAGAGCUUUUUAAUCAUCGGCACUCAUUGUUACGCAGUGUUACCGAUCGCACUUUUGGGGCCUUGAAGGCACGGUUCCCUAUCUUGAUGUCAGCUCCUCCUUACCCGCUACCAACACAGGUGAAAUUGGUUGUUGCAGCCUGUGCAAUACACAAUUACAUACGUGGGGAGAAACCAGACGAUUGGAUUUUCAGAAUGUAUGAACAUGAGGAAGCUGGACUACAAUUGGAAGAUCCAAUGCCACCUUUAGAAAUUGAACAGCCUGUAAUGCAUACAAAGGCCCAAGUUGUGGACAUGCCUUUUGAAGCAGAGCAACUGGAAUAUUCUUCACAGUUGCGCGACUCUAUUGCAGCUGAGAUAUGGAACGACUAUAUCCGUGAUUUUUCUUCUAUUUAGCUGUUUGUGUAGAUUGCAGUUCUUGUAAUUAGUUUAGGUUUGGAACCUUUUGCUGUGAUAACCAUGUAAAAAAUUGUGUUUUAUUUUGGGUGGUACUUGGCAUUUGUGUUCAUAGGAAAUACAUGGGAUUGGUCUCUGCUUGUAUCAGCAAAUUCAAGUUUUAUGCUGCAAAGCUCUUGUUCAUCCA
Camellia sinensis is the source of this 1536-nucleotide messenger RNA. RefSeq lists its product as uncharacterized. Lineage: Eukaryota; Viridiplantae; Streptophyta; Magnoliopsida; Ericales; Theaceae. The record is from RefSeq and is a predicted model, not a curated record.